AUACGCUCAACGCUGGAGGAGCAGCACUCCAGUGUGUCCGCGCAGCUGCUGCGUGCAUUUGCUUGUGUGUAUGUGUGUGUGUGAGUGUGUGCGUGUGUGAAUGCACAACAAGUUGAUAUAUUAUUUUUAAUUUUUUUCCCCAAAAAACAUCUUUUUGAAUUAAGCUCCAGGAAGUAACUACGGCGAGCGAGGCAUCUCAAGAAAGAGAGAGAGACUUUCCACUACAACAACAACGGAGACUCUAAUGAACUCGAAGAUAACAAGUUCUCUCCGCACAGCCUCCGAGAAGAACAAGUCACAUUUACUACGCAGUUUAAUGAAUGUCGGCGUGUCGUUUUUUCGACACUAGUAGCUAACUUUACGCUACAGCUGCUCUGCGCUGUUGUUUUUCCUCUUCUUCUUCUGCGGUUGGCAGUCAAGUGAUAUAUAGUCCCGUGUGCCUUCUUCUUCUUCUUCUUCUCUCUUUAAAUGUGUAAAAGUCGCUCAUGUUAAGCUCAUGAAGUUGUAGUAACCGUCACAGUCACCGUGAUAAAAGCGUAAUAAGCCAUAAGCUACCCAUUAAUAAAAACAUGCUAAAGACGCUGACGAAGAAGCUAAGAAGACAUUCACUCAACGAGAUACAUCCUUUCCAGCUGAAGAUUUCUUACCAUGGCAGUGGAGAAGGAGGGGAGAGCGACGAUUCAGAGGGGGAGAACCAGGAGCUUGCACAGAUUGACAGAGAGAGACGGAGAAAUUGCGCCCUCACACCCUUGGCCACCAGCCAGCAGCACAACCAGGGUCCCCUCUCUCCAGCCCGGUUACGACGCCUUCGCCUCCUUUUAGAUGCCAAUCUGGAUCGCCACUCUUCAGAGGAAGAGCUCGAGCGAAUCAGCUGCGGCGACAGCAGGAAGUGGGUGUCGGCGCUCCCACAGCGCCACGGCGAUCACCACAGCAGCGCCUCCAGUGAUGAGGAGGUACGGGACCUCUGUGGCUGCGGGUCACCGGCUGCCUCUGCCAGGCCGCUGGUUGAGCCGGGUGCUUGCCUGGCUGCCUCCCCCAGCCCUGUACUCUUCAGCUCCAGUCCACCACGUAGCCUCAAGCCACCCCCCAUGCGCUUUCAGCUGCAGGUGGUGCAGCCAGUGGCGCGGCCCAUCAUUUUGACCCACUUUGACCAGUCAGCACCUUAUAGAAAGUAUCGGCACAGUUACGGCGGGGAGCCAGGGAGGCCCAGUCUGGAUCUGGAGAAAAUGCAACAGAAAAUGCUGCUGAAAAAGAACUGUGGAGGGAAAACGCGGACUAUAAAGAUUCGGACUCUGACAGGAAGCCGUCCUCCGCCCAGGUACACCUACGACCCCUCCAUCUUCGCCUUCCGCUCCUUGAGCACAGUGCCCCCCUGCAGCCCGUUGACCCCGUCCGAGGAUCCUCCCUGCUCAUAAGGAAAUUCAACCAUUGCCAGAUAAUCCUCUCCUCCCCUACUCCCUCUCUUCAUUCCCAGACGGCUGCUUUUUAUUAUUUUUUUGCGGCUUCUGCAGCGAGACCAACGAGUGACUGUUCUGAAACUGACCGCUAUAGAAAGACGUUUGGUUUGACGGUCAAACUAUUGCACACUCAGGUAAUCCCACCCCUGUCACUUUGAUCAUUGUUCUCCACACGAAAAUCAGCAGGAACACAUUUGGAGAAUAAAAAAUGGCCUAAACACAACAUUUCUAAGGAUACUUCAGGUAUUGCAUAUGUAUAGCUGUCUCUGAAAAGAUCCUGCGAUUGGAGGAAGAACGAUCAUCAAGAAACAAACACGGACGGUGGAUCGGAGGUGGUACAAAAAGGGACAAGGCCAACCGUUUUGAAACCUGAAUUUAGACGUGGGUUGGAUCAAUAUUCAAGGGAAAUAAUGCAUGUAAGACAAUCAAAUGGUUCCAAGGUUUCUUCCUUUGAUGUGAUUACUGGAUAUCUUGUAAGGUUCUUGGUAACUUUCUCUAGUAAACAUGGCGAGGCGAGUCAUCCGAUAUCUUGUUAUUGUUGAGAUAAAACAUAGACAGUGGUCACAUUCGUCCGUCUGAAAAUACUACUUUGGAUGUGUUAUUGAAUAUGCAGGUUGUGACGAGCUAUAACAAACAUGUAUGUAGUUGAAUAGUCGACCUUUGACCUUUUGACGAUGUACGUUUCUUAAUGAAUGUGUCACUUUUAGUCCGGGUCAGAGUUAAGUACUUGUAUCCUCUUUCCUUGCAUGAAUUCCACUGUUUUUUUUUCUUUUUUGCAGAAAGAGAGGUAUGUGAACAUAAGGAAGUAUGAGAAUAGUUUGCUGCACAUUUGGCAAGUGUAAUUGGUGCUGUGUUUACGCAUAGCCUACUUGUAGUGUGCCAUUUCUUUUUUCUUUUUUUUUCCAAUAUUGUACCUCAUUACUUUCUAGGUAGAAGAGGACCCACUGGUGUAUCAAAGACAUCCCAGUGUUUUCUAAAGAUCUCUUAAUGCCUUGAAAUCACAUUCCUGUUGUAUCGAAUGAAACUUGAGGUAGUUCUCGGCUCCCCCGAAACGAGCCGACCAAUCGAUUAAACGCAAUGUCACCACUGUAACUAAGAUUCCGCCGAAGUGAAUGUAACAUUGUGACAUGUUUUCGUCCACUGUUGCACAAAAUGAAUCAAUAAAUGCCCUGUGGCCUCUUGUUUA
Sebastes umbrosus (honeycomb rockfish) is the source of this 2643-nucleotide messenger RNA. RefSeq lists its product as uncharacterized. NCBI's taxonomy places the organism in Eukaryota, Metazoa, Chordata, Actinopteri, Perciformes, Sebastidae. The record is from RefSeq and is a predicted model, not a curated record. The transcript is spliced from 5 exons. The coding region runs from base 570 to 1415 and encodes 281 amino acids.